AUGCCGACAAUUGAUUUUAACCGACCUGAGACAACUAUUUUCUUGCUUCAGAUGAGUAUGCAAGCCGGCCCCUAUGGUGCUGUCCAAGUCGAAAGGCCUACGCAUCGACGGCUUUUGAAGACGGAAUUCGGCCAGCAGAUGUUGACCAGCCUCACACAAUGUGUUUCAAGAAUAAAAGAAAGUUGGGAGUCCCAUACAUCCUUGUGUUCGUUUACGCUACUCACAACCCGACUACAAACCCUGGCCGAUCUUUCUUUGUCGGUUCCGAUUCAGGAGCUGCUUUCCACUUGCCGCAAGAUAUCCUAUAGCUGGCUUCUCCGUCUUGUCGAGAAGGUACAGGAAACAAAGGACGAUGCUCAACGGGCUGAGUUCUUGAAUAUCGUCGUCCAUGUCGCCUUGAUCUGCGCUGAAUCUUUCAACACAGACGACGAGGUGCUAUCCCAAAUCCUAGCAGAUUCAAGACAGGCAGCGAUACUCGUUGAGGUUUCAAUCAUCAUUUACAGCAACUCUAGCUUGACGAACAACAAAGAUGACCAUCUCCAAAGUAUCAUGUUUGAUAGAUUUUUGCACACUAUGCAUCGCGCUUGUCCAAUCUUGGUUCGGGAGGCUGUCGACCAUAACAAUGACUGUCUGGAUAUAGCUAUCAAAAGCCGAUGGCCUACCUUUUACCGAUCAUCAAAAUGGAUGCUUUCCCCGUCAUCUUUUUAUUGGAUGAAAACAACUUCUAAUCACUUGCAAGUUCAUCUCAGCGCACUCACAGGUGAACUUUUAGUGGAUGGCUGCCCUUUAUCACGCCUGCCGCGUGAGUAUACACGCCAUGAAAACUACCAGAGGCUGUUUGGUUCUAUGAUCUUAGAUGUUGCACCAAGCAAUGUGCCAGGCAUGUGCUUUUGUGCUACCAAGAUGUUUAGCGGUUAUAAAGUCCACUUCGGUAUGCAGGACUUUUCGGGUGAUCAGACACGUCGCGAUCUCUUGGUCCAGUUGCACAAGGGUAGCUCGAUUCUGGAUCUGAUUCCUUCAAGAACCAUGAGGGAUCUACUGCCGCACCACUUCGUCGACAAUUUUGUCCAUUGGUAUAAUCGCACGACUGAAACCAUUGAGUUUUGUGACAUUGGCGAUGUUUGGGUCAUAAAUAAGCCGGCCAACUGGUAUUUCAGGCGCGAUGGUAGUGGUUGGAAGCUCGACCAUUGCACCAACGUAAUCCUCAUGCCUCCUUCAAGUCAACUAGCUCAGGCUAUCGCAACGAUCAUGUCACCUAUUGAAGCACCUCUACGGAUUCACAUUUUGUAUAGUGUCCAAGAGAAAGUCCUUGACAUUCGGAUUCCCGGCCUACAGCUACAGUUCUUUUCGAAACCUGGUGAAUCGAUUAUCCGGUCUAGACAGUUUCGAAAUAUGAAAAUUGACACCGACCAAUCUCUGGGGACUCUGAUCGGGCUUGCAAGUAAGCUCAUACUCCGAGAUAUUAAGGAUUCAUCAAUUAGAACAGUGAUAAUCCCAGAGGGCAAGGUCGAGCAUGGACCAACAGCACAGGGAUGUAUGGAGGAUCACGUCCGUGUCACGAUUGUUCAUGGAACUGCUCAUCGGGUACAAGCAUACAAGAUCGAUAACGUCCUCCGACGGCUCGUGGCCGACGAUAAGAUGGAGACAAGAUUGCUUCUAGCAUACAUUCAUGCCCUUACAUCCUUCUUUAUUCCAGACCAUCUUCUUCAUCGGACAGGAGCUGAGGAAGCGCUGAGAAUUCUUUCAUCUGCCCAGAUUCAAGCACCUUGCGUGUUGUCCAACAGUGCUCAUGAGAGACUAAGCCUGAUAAGUAGACUAUCCCCAGAUCGCUCAUUCUAUCCAUCCCACAAGAGAGUGAUGCAAACUGCCGAAUGGUCUCCAAGUUUGAGCUACGUAUCUCAGGAUGGUCGCUUCCACACACUCACCCAGCAAAUUCUUACAAACUCUCACGAACUAAGUUUCCUUCAUCCCGGAUAUGAAGUUACAGAUCUUCCUAGAAAUAUUUCGGCCGACUUGGUCGAGCGAGCUAUCAACAGAAGCGCUCGCGAUCGUGUUGCAGGCUUUGGGGCUGAGGAAUUUACUUCAAUGCAUGAUACUGUUUAUCUCGGAAGAGACCGCGGGCAGCAGUCAGUCCGAGCAGUUCGUGCCGCAGAGAUGGCAUUCAGGGUCUUUCGUGGCCACUACGCUCUCCUACAACCUGUCAUGCCAGGCCUCACUUUACACCUUUAUGAGCUUCUACAGAGAGCGACUGUAAGCUCGAUGCAGGUCGCAGUGCCGAAAGCCAGACUAUUCUACGAUUCGAGAUGGCUCCAAGGACCUGAAAGAUUUCUCUCAUCUGAGUGGUGCCAGCUUCACUACACUUUUCAGAGCAAACAAAACUGGCUCAAUAAUUUCGAACUCAUGGUCUGGACAGCGACCAUGUCGUACUCCAAGAAAUAUGACCCACAGGUUGUCCAGGCGCUGUUAGCGCUUGGCAGUUCCCCUUCCGUUACCUCUGCGCCUUUGCCACCCAAAACUCAGUUUGACCUGGCAAAGGGACAUGAUGUUCAAAUUCAAGAACUCGAGAGUCUAGCGGGCACUUGGGUCACUGCUUUCGAACGCUCUCCAGAAGUUCACUUGACCCCGCUAGCGUAUGAACAGCACAGAGCUACCCUAAAGAGGCGCAGGCAAGUAUAUCAUGAUAAUAAAUCCCAGGCGAUUGCAGACUUCAGACAGUAUCUCAGCUCACAAUGGCCUUGCGAGGCUCCGGCAACACCGACUCCGGUUCAGACCAAAAUUUGCACCUAUAUCAACGUCGGGGAGGUGAUGAGCUCAGUAAGACCUAAAUGGAAGCAAUGGUAUGAGAACUUACAGUUCGAGAGAUACCUCGAUACACUGGUUUUGCGCCUAGACCUGUUGCCGGUUGCAGUUGUCGAUGCCGUCGGGGCUGCCCCUGGAAUACCGCCAAGCCAUCCAGGAAGACGGGCAUCAGGAUUCGUUUCCAUAACGGACCUGUUCUCUGGACCUGCUCCGCGAUUUGAUCCAAUAUCAGCCUUGAGCCUAGAUGGCUUAAUUCAUACAACGACGAAAGACAGUGAUGCAAGCAACAACUUGGCUAAGAUUGUCGAAACUCUUGAUUCAAAAGUGAAAUUGGAGUUCGAACAUCGCUACCUGGGUGAAUUGCGAGACAGCAUCUCCAGUUUACACGGCCACGGGGAUACCAGGCUCAACGAAAAACAAUGUGCGAGAUGUGGACCCAUAUUUGAACAAUAUCUUAUGAAUUGCGAAAGUCGGGUAGCAGAUAUGUACAGAUUGCUUGUAAGCAUGACUUUACAGUCUACCAAGCGCGUUUCGAACGUCGAAGUACCUAGAACAGUGCAGUCUAUCCUCGAACGGUCAGGCUUCUUGCCCAGGGUUGCACCAGUCUUAUUCCUUCAGCAACUAAAAUCUUCGCAAUGGGUUUUCUUACCUAAGAAAUGGAGAUGCGCUAUAGUUAGCUACGGACUUGCCAUCACCGCUGCCCAGCAAGCUCGACGGCUCGUACGAUUUCAGUCCAGUCCAGUGGAUCUUCUCCGCGAACUCAAAAACGUCGGCAACAAGACUUGGGACCCACAAAGUUAUCCAGACUGGCUAUUGCUUGAAUGUGAAAGCGAGAUUAUGAUACGAGAUACCCAGCAACGAAUUGCCCGACAGAUGAUCGACCCUCCAGGCCAUCAGAAUGCCGUCAUGCAGCUGAAUAUGGGUGAAGGAAAGUCUACCGUCAUCGUCCCAAUAGUCGCUACCGCUCUAGCCGAUGGCUCCAAGCUAGUACGAGUGAUUGUGGCAAAGCCACAAGCAAAGCAGAUGCAUGAAAUGCUAGUUUCGAAACUUUCUGGUUUGCUGAACCGCCCGGUCUAUCUAAUGCCCUUCUCCCGAGAUAUCCGCAUGGACGCUUACCGAGCACAAGUAAUUCGCCAAUUGAUGGAACACUGCAUGAAGGAUGGCGGUGUUUUAAUGGUGCAGCCUGAACAACUCCUGUCGUUUCAGCUGAUGGAACUGGAAUGCCAACUAAACGAUAACAAAGAAGCUGCUGAGGAGCUUGGGGAAACUCGACUAUUCCUAGACCAUUUGUCGAGGGACAUUGUCGAUGAGAGUGACGAGAACUUCAGUGUCAAAUUUGAGCUGAUCUACACAAUUGGCCAACAGCGGCCAAUUGAACAUAGCCCCGACCGCUGGAUUAUUAUUGAAACGUUCUGGCUCUACUUGCUAAGCUUGGACGCGACGUCAAAGGGGAAUUUGUGCAAUCGCUAG
This is a messenger RNA of Fusarium mangiferae, 4269 nucleotides long. RefSeq lists its product as uncharacterized. The record is from RefSeq and is a predicted model, not a curated record. Bases 1 to 4269 code for a protein of 1422 amino acids. NCBI's taxonomy places the organism in Eukaryota, Fungi, Ascomycota, Sordariomycetes, Hypocreales, Nectriaceae. The transcript has a single exon.